Messenger RNA from Amoebophrya sp. A25, 819 nucleotides. The record is from the annotation of a GenBank genome assembly. Lineage: Eukaryota; Dinophyceae; Syndiniales; Amoebophryaceae.
AUGACGCUAUCACUUUACCUAUGUCUUAGCUUCUCUCUGAUCAUGUGCGACUCGUUGAAUAUUUCUCCUCUCAAUCCCAAUAUCCACAGCUUUUUUUCUUCUAUUCUCAACAAGAUGCAGCGUGUUGGAUCUCUGCUUGUGACCCUCUUCGCGGUCACCGACGCUGCGGCACCCCUUCGGGUAAAGGUAGCUGGUGCAAAUCACUAUGCCGCAGGUGCGAAGGAUAUCGCUGCGCUGGAGAGCCGCGUGGUAAACUUCAUGGCCGCUACCAUGAGCAAGGGCAGCUUUCUUCAGGGCAAAGGCGGCAUGGCUACACCGGGUAGCGGCGUGAAGCACGCGCUUUUUCUGACGCAGCCAAUGAGGUCUCCCAGUGGAGUGAAAAUCAACGUUGUGGAGAAAAAGCCGGAAGCUACUGCAUCGGCAGCUGCCGACGCACAACAGGCGGCAUUCAAUAUGGAAGCCUUUGUCGCUGGACUGUCUGACCUUGCGGGUUCCGGUCGCGCAUCCUUUGUCGCUUCCGACUCUCUUGAGGGACUGGUCAACCGGGGUACUAUGGCGCGAGUUGCAACGCUGGGUGCGUAUCAAACGAUUUCGAUGCCCGUCCAUGUGCUGGCGGCGGUCGUGAAGAGCGCGUGCGGAUGCGUGGAUGUGUACACCGAAUCCAAGUGCCUGUUGGCAGCUAAUCCAGUGUGCCCCCCGUUGCACAGCCUUUUGCAGCGUGCUUUCGCCAUGCAGGAGCAGGUGUGGAAUGGCGUCAAGUUUACGACUGAUAAGGCAGGCAAGGUUGUUGGAAGCCCCCUCAUUGCCAGCCCCCCGUAA